Molecule: messenger RNA, 1542 nt
Organism: Aureobasidium vineae
Lineage: Eukaryota; Fungi; Ascomycota; Dothideomycetes; Dothideales; Saccotheciaceae
Source: the annotation of a GenBank genome assembly
AUGGAAGCCCAAUCACGAGAAAAAUCACCAGUCAGAGCAUCCGCGGAAACUUCAACAACGGAUGCAACAGGAUCAAAAGAUGAAGCUCUAGCACUCGCCGGCGAAACAGCUCGAGCAAUCGACCCAGCCGUCGAACGUCGCGUCCUUAGGAAGAUCGACCUUUUUCUCAUGCCAGCUAUGGUCAUCGGCUAUGGACUCGUAUACUAUGAUAAAGCUAUCUUGGGUAGUGCAGCACUGUUCGGGAUGACAGCAGACCUUCACCUUACGGUUGUUGAUCGCACGACCACCCCACCAACAACCAGUACAAACCGCUUGAGCUGGGCAACUUCACUAUUCUACUUCGGAAUGCUUGCUGGCUUGUACCCGAUGAGUUUUGCCUUACAAAAGUUCAACAUCGGCAGGAUUCUUGGUCCCAUAGUGGUACUUUGGGGCGGCAUCUGCAUGUUGACUGCCGCCGUGCAAGAUUGGCGUGGUCUGUUUGUGCAAAGAUUCGCUUUGGGUUUCGUGGAAAGCAUCAUUCCUACUGGAUUCUCAUGCAUAGUGUCCAGCUACUAUACCCAGCGCGAGCAGACUUUCCGCCAGGCCUGGUGGUUCUCUGGCACAGGUCUCUUCACGAUUAUUGGAAGUGCGUUGAACUAUGGCUUUGGCCAAAUUACUGGAGGUGACUUGAGGCGCUGGCAGUAUAUCUAUCUGCUUGCCGGUGCACUAACGAUCGUCUUUGGUGGUUGGUGCUUCUUGGUCCCGAACUCGCCGGUUAGCGCUUGGUUCUUGAAUGCUGAAGAGCGGAUUGUUGCUGUCGAAAGACUUCGCAAAGGUCAGACUGGCGUGAGAUGCAAGGAGAUCAAGAUGUAUCAGAUCAGAGAAGCUCUGCUGGACGUCAAGGUGUACCUUGUCUUCAUCAUGAUGGGGUGUGCGUACACAGUCAAUGGCGCAGUGGCUGGCUUUGGACCAUUGAUUGUCAGCACUUUUGGCUGGAACACUCUUCAGUCCAUCUUGCUCCAAUUUCCUGUCGGCGGCAUCAGUUGGUUGGGCAUCUUACUUGCUGGCUUCAUCCCACUCUAUGUUCGCAACGUCAGAAUCAUCAUCCUGAUUGUCUGCUGUCUACCGGUCUUGGUUGGUUGCGCCCUCAUCUGGAAUUCAGACUGGACACAUCACGCUGCAGCCCCAGUGGUAGGCUACUCCAUCAUCGGAUUCUUUGGUCCUGUCGUUUCCCUCAUCAUCGCUUUGGGCAUGUCGAAUGUGGCAGGCGCGACCAAGAAGAGUUUCAUGUCUGCUGCCAUCUUUGUUGCUUAUUGUGUCGGCAAUAUUGUUGGUCCGCAGCUUAUAAAGAGCGAGACUCGCCGCGAACACUAUCCCGAGCUUUGGACUGGAUUGAUCAUCUUUUACUGCAUCACUAUCGCCGCUUCUUUGGCCCUGUACUAUGUUAUGUGGCGCGAGAACAAACGAAGAGAUGGACUCAAUCUGAACGAAGAAGACGCUGAUCGACUUGCGUUCAAAGACCUCACGGAUAAGGAGAACCUCCAUUUCCGAUAUGUAUUGUGA